AUGAACUCGUGGGACGCGGGCCUGGCGGGGCUGCUGGUGGGCACGAUGGGCGUCUCGCUGCUGUCCAACGCGCUGGUGCUGCUCUGCCUCCUGCACAGCGCCGACAUCCGGCGCCAGGCGCCGGCGCUCUUCACCCUGAACCUCACGUGCGGCAACCUGCUGUGCACCGUGCUCAACAUGCCGCUCACGCUGGCCGGCGUCGUGGCGCAGCGGCAGCCGGCCGGCGACCGCCUGUGCCGCCUGGCCGCCUUCCUCGACACCUUCCUGGCCACCAACUCCAUGCUCAGCAUGGCCGCGCUCAGCAUCGACCGCUGGGUGGCCGUGGUCUUCCCGCUGAGCUACCGCGCCAAGAUGCGCCUCCGCGACGCCGCGCUCAUGGUGGCCUACACGUGGCUGCACGCGCUCGCCUUCCCCGCCGCGGCGCUCGCCCUGUCCUGGCUCGGCUUCCACCAGCUGUACGCGUCGUGCACGCUGUGCAGCCGGCGGCCGGACGAGCGCCUGCGCUUCGCCGUCUUCACGGGCGCCUUCCACGCGCUCAGCUUCCUGCUGUCCUUCGUUGUGCUCUGCUGCACGUACCUCAAGGUGCUCAAGGUGGCUCGCUUCCACUGCAAGCGCAUCGACGUGAUCACCAUGCAGACGCUCGUGCUGCUCGUGGACAUCCACCCCAGUGUUCGGGAACGCUGUCUGGAGGAGCAGAAGAGGAGGCGGCAGCGCGCCACCAAGAAGAUCAGCACCUUCAUAGGGACCUUCCUCGUGUGCUUUGCACCCUACGUGAUCACCAGGCUGGUGGAGCUGUCCUCCUCGGUGCCCAUCGGCUCCCACUGGGGCGUGCUGUCCAAGUGCUUGGCCUACAGCAAGGCCGCGUCGGACCCCUUCGUGUACUCCUUGCUGCGACACCAGUACCGCAAAAGCUGCAAAGAGAUUCUGAACCGGAUCCUCCACCGGCGCUCCCUCCACUCCUCGGGCCUCGCGGGCGACUCCCACAGCCAGAACAUUCUACCAGUCUCUGAGUGAAGGGCGCCACUCUUGCUGGAGGGUGAGGAAGGAGACAGCUGGUGAGGAGUGGGGAGGGGGCUCGGGGUCCUGGGUGGGCACCCCAGCUGCUACAACCUGGCCGGGCCAGCAGUCCUAGUUCCCUGGCUUGCAGGGGCUCCGAAGCCUGCUUCCUGGUUCCUCAAGGGCAGACGUUGGACUGUCCCUAUUUUGCACCAAAGGAUGACUGUGGCUCCUUGCUCUUGCUUUUCUUUCUGAGAAGCUCCUUUGAGUGCCUGGACUUCUCCAGAGACUCCCCAGGAGUGACACUAAGUCCAGUCGUGACCAAGGACACGCAGUGUUGGUGGGAGGUGGGAAAGCAUGGCGUCCACCUACUUCUGAAGCAGUAUGUGUUGGGCUUCGUGCUGAAGAAAAGAGGUGGUCUCCAUGGGUCAUGCUGAAAAUGAGGCUGGCAGUCACCGUUUGGACUUACAGCUAGCUUGGCUACUCUUCUCCACGUGGUCGUGGUGGCUGCUUUGACCCAAAUACUGUCCAGCUGAUACUCAGUUGUGCUCAGCUGGGACUCUUGGGACCUGGAGCCCAAGGGGAAAACAUUUAACAACGAGGGGCUACUCAAUUGUUGCCAAGCAGUUGUCUUAGAAAUGGUUAUGUUGGACUAAACUCUGGUCCCUCUCUUCCCCCCAAAAGCUAACAUUGUGUGUGUAGACAAUCUUAGCAUGAAAAUGGCUUAUAUAGGCAGGCAAUACAUGUAAUACUGUUCUUGGGAGUCUGACCUUGAAGUCACCUUCUUCUGAUUCACGUGUCACAACUGUUGGAGCCAAGGAGAUGGGCGAGGAAGGUGGCUGCUUGGUGCCUCGACCCCUGGCUGUGACCUGAAUCUGUAGGAAGCAUUUCACCUUGUCUCACACAUCUUGUCCGGCACACCCUAUGUGAUGCACCCCCAAAACUGACCUCAGCAGGGUUUUAGCACUGAUUCUAAGGCCCUACAUUCCAAAAUCCUAUUGGCUCCUUUUCUAUUCUCUCUGAGAUGAUCAACAGAAAGUAGAGGCUGUCCAGGUGACCGAGAAAGUGCCCUGUGUUAACGAAGGGAGAGUGACAUUUUCAUUGAAAAGUAUAACUUCAAUAACUAUGCCCAUCCAUUCACAGCCCCAUCUUGAUUUACUAAAAGCCAAGGUGAGUGGGCCAUGCUUUCUGCCCAUCGGGUCCUUGUUUACCAUUUCAGAUGACCUGUGGAGGCUCAGAACAGUUACUUCUUAGUCCUCUGUUCUGAUGCCUCCAGGGUGGAAAGGAGGGAGAGCAAUAGAUAUCGAUGGGCCCUUCUCUCUUUCCAGCCCUGUGUGUCCUGACUUUGGAAGUGCAGAAGGGAGGACGUGGUCCAACGGGGGCCAACUGGGAAGAACCCACUGUGUUUUACUGUCAGGUGGCCCCAGGAUGGAAAGGCAGAAAUGUUGUGUGUACCUAUUUGCAAAGAUGUCUUAUUCACCUCGGGUCAUCUUUUAGCAAACAGAAAGCUGAGUCUGGCCUCAUUUUGCCUGCUUUCAAGGUUUUCAUGGAAACUAGACCAGGAAUAGACGUAGCCUCCGACGCCUUGGCACCCAUUCAGUUAUAGUUGGAGGUGUGCUCACACCUGCCUGAGGAAGUCAGUGGGGUACGUCCCUGCCCAGUUCUGUGUUCAGGGACAUCACACUGGUGGCUUGAAAUUAGCCGUGGUGAGAAUAUUUAUACCAAGAAAAUUAACAAAGGCUACAAGGAAGGAUUUCUGCACUGAGAGCUGGUUGGGAAGCAUCUGUCAGCACGCCACUGCCCGGACGUGACUUUGUGUGCUCUUGAAAACUGGCUCUGAUUCAGGGCACGUUAAGCUGCACAAGUAGACAUGCGCUGUUGUGGCUCUUUCCCAGUGACAAGUAGUUGUUCACUCUGCCUUGUCCCAACACUGAAAGUACCAGUGAGGUUAAAACAAGUAAGAGGCCCGGAAAAUACACACCAUUGAACCUGACAAUCUCCCUCUUCACACAAAUAUUCUCGAAAUUGGGCAACAGACCAGUAGUGACCUAGUGGGUGAGGUUAGUAGACUGUCAAGUUCAAGCAGCAAAAUGUGUUUUCAUCAGUGUCAAAUCCUCUUCCUGCUUAUACCAUGUGGGCAACAUGUUACACUCCUGGAAGCAACCGGAUCUCUUUUACUUCUUGAGCUAAGAAACGAAAGACGUGUCACCCACAGCACCAUGUAUCUUAAAGAUACAUGUCCUAAUUUUUGCCAAACCCUUAGGACUGCUAAAAUAACAACAACAGCAACACAAUACAACUAGUUGUAUUGGCGUCCAGUAGAUAAAAGCCCAGAUAAGCUGAGGGGUGUUCUCAUUUAGACAGGCUUUCAAAGCCAAGGAGAAGUUAAGGGGAAAUCGCUGAAUUAAUGGUCAGCACCAACCAACUCUGUUGUAAUUACCUUUAGACGGAUGUUGGUAUUUAUCCAUACCCAGUCUAUAAAAUUUUCCCCUGGCUUCAUUAUUCCCAGGCAAAUUCUCUACCUCAUUUGGUAGUUUAAUGUAUCAAAAGUAACAUGGGUUUCUCAGGUAAAACACUCCGAAACAGCAAGACCAGUGGGCCUAGGAUUACUUACUUGACUUUAGUCUAGCAUGAGGCUCAAGGUUCAAGGCCCAGACUCUGGAGGACAGCUGGACCAGGCUGGAAAGCAUGCCAGGAAGCUUGGAAAUAAAGCCUGGCCUGGAGGGGCCAUCCGAUUCCUAAUCCCACACUUAGGGCUCCGUUUCUAGCCCUACACGGUCAGAAACCUAGGUUUAGCCCCAGCCCUUGGGGUUAAAAAACUGGCUUUUCCAGUCAUUCUGCAGCUACUCCAGCUUUUUCUUACACUUCUGGAAGGAGGCAAUUUCAGAGCCCUAAGACCCACUAAGGAACUGCGAGCUCAGGUGAAGGUCAUGGCUUCUUGGAUUUGUGUGUCUCGUGGUCGGCUGACCUUCCAAAGAUAUUUCGCUGAGAGCCAACCAGUUUUUCCUUAAAAAUCAGUCAGCCUGGGGCACCUGGGUAGCUCAGACAGUG
Suricata suricatta (meerkat) is the source of this 4047-nucleotide messenger RNA. RefSeq names its product G protein-coupled receptor 26 (gene GPR26). Lineage: Eukaryota; Metazoa; Chordata; Mammalia; Carnivora; Herpestidae. Gene Ontology annotation, molecular function: G protein-coupled receptor activity. Gene Ontology annotation, biological process: adenylate cyclase-activating G protein-coupled receptor signaling pathway. The record is from RefSeq and is a predicted model, not a curated record. Gene Ontology annotation, cellular component: membrane. The transcript has 3 exons. Bases 1 to 1014 code for a protein of 337 amino acids.